AUGCAGGUGCAGGUGCAGGAGAGCGACGGCGUGCGCGCGCCCGACUGCGACCUGCGCGUGUACUACGACAUUGCGCGCACCGUGGCGCAGAUCCGCCGCGGCGGCUACAAGAAAAUCGCGCUGCAGUUCCCAGACUCGCUGCUGCCCGACGCGUCACAGGUGCAGCAGGAGCUCAAGGACGAACUGGUGGGCCAAUGGGAGCGCGUGUUCGUGCUCGGCGACACGUCGUACGGCAGCUGCUGCGUGGACGAGGUGGCGGCGCAGCACCUCGUGGCCGACUGCAUCGUGCACUACGGACGCACGUGUCUGAGUGCGACGACCAAGAUCCCGGUGAUUUACGCGUUCGGCAACGCGCCGACUGAAGUGGACGACUGUGUGCAGCAGCUGAGUGAGCGGAUCGCCGCGGUGGACCCGAUUAAGUCGGUGGUUUUGCUGUAUGAGCCGCGCUACCACCACGCUAGCAGUGCCGUGUUUGAAGCGCUGAAGGAGAAGUUUGGAGAGAGGAAGUUGGUACUGGGAACGAUGAAGACGUUCUUCGAUCCGACGGAGCCGGUGCAGGAGGUGGAGGCGUCUACUGGUGAUGAAAAGCCUUCCACGUCGGUGCUGCGUAUUGGUGGUCAGGAGAUCUGGGUGGAUUCGGACAAUGCUGAGGUCACCCCGGAGACGUUUGCGCUGCUGUACAUUGGCGCAGAGUCGGCGCACCUUACCAGCAUCCUGAUGCGAUACAGCGCUGUGGAUUGCUUCUCGUACAACCCCGAGAUGAUGUCCACCCGCAAGGAAGGCGCGACGGUCAAUCGUUCUUUGAUGAGACGCUUCUUCCUCGUCCAGCAAGCCAAGGAGGCACAGAUCUACGGCAUCCUGAUGGGCACGCUGGGUGUCAAUAAGUACCUCGAUGUUGUGCAUGGACUCCAGAAGCUGAUCAAGAAGAGUGGACGCAAGUCGUACCUCUUUGUGGUGGGCAAGGUCAACGUGCCUAAACUCGCCAACUACGCUGAGAUCGACGCCUUUGUGCUUGUGGCGUGUCAGCAAAACACUCUCAUGGACAGCAAGGAAUACUACAAGCCUAUCGUAACUCCGUACGAGCUCCAGCUUGCGCUCUCGCCCGACGAGGAAUGGGACGGUCAGUACAAGACGGACUUCGGCGAGGUGAUCCCGGCACUCGAAAAGACCGCGCAAAGCGUGGAGCAAGCAGCUGGUGACAGCGAAGGUGAUGAUGCGGACAAACCCUUCUUCUCCUUGGUGUCUGGAACAUACAAGACCUCGUCUCGAACAACGGCCGUUGACCGUGAGGCGACGACUUACGCACUCACGGCAUCGGGAGAGGCCGCCGCAUCUACUGCGUUACAGGUCAAAAAUGAGCGCACGGAGCUCACGACAUACCACAGUGAAGCUGCCGAUUACCUGGCAACGAGAGAGUACCAGGGACUGGAUCCGCGAAUUGGCAAGACGCCUGCACACGCCGCAGUCGAGGGUAGCACUGGCAUCGCGCGAGGUUACACGCAUGAGACUGAAUAG
Molecule: messenger RNA, 1515 nt
Organism: Phytophthora sojae
Lineage: Eukaryota; Oomycota; Peronosporomycetes; Peronosporales; Peronosporaceae
Exons: 4
Coding region: 1-1515 (504 amino acids)
Biological process (GO): protein histidyl modification to diphthamide
Molecular function (GO): 2-(3-amino-3-carboxypropyl)histidine synthase activity
Source: RefSeq, a predicted model, not a curated record